AUGGGCCAGUCAGCAGAAGGAACCACGGAAUGGGAAGAGGAGUUGCUUAGAGGCGGCUGCGAUGCAUGGAUUGCUGUUCUUCUGACAUACUUGCCGAAUCUUUCUGGUUUCAUCGUGGAGCCUGCGUCACUUAUCGGCAGAUACAUUCGCAGUAUCGUGACACGGGCAGCAGCACGAGAGGCAGCCUUCACAUCCAUAUUGCAGGAGCUCUAUGAUUUUAGUAUCGUUCCAUCCGACCAGUGGGUACCAUCCCAGGCGAGCGAUUACGUACCUUUCUUUAAUCUCCCAUCUAUGAGACAGGUCACACUGUGGUGCGGAUUGAUGGACUCAGACAGCGGUGAUACAAUGCCUGGCCUUGGGUUCGAACGGGGGACUUUGCCAAUCACUGAAAUCGUGAUAAUGGGCAACGGAAGGUAUGGCAUGAGGGAACUAAUAAAAUCCUGCCAGAACCUCGAAGUCUUCGAUUGGCAGCAUAACGACAUAGAAUUGCUUGGGGAGUCGUACAGGAGAUUUCGUCCCAGGGCAUUCUGCACUUCCCUUUCAACCCAAAAGCAUAGUCUGGUAGAGCUUAGACUUCACGGCCAAUCAUUCUAUGGUAUUGGAUCUGAUUUCGACGAAGAUGAUGACGGAGAGGCAGAGUCCGAGCUUGAUCCUCCUGACAAUUGGUUUGGCUCGUUAGCAGAUUUUGUGAAGUUGCAAGAGCUACGCAUGCGUGUUGUCAAUCUCCUAGACUUCCGCUCCGAGAGCUUCGAGCCAAACAAGGCUUUGAAGAAUAUCCUCCCUGGAAGCUUAGAACGUAUCUUCCUGCCGGAGUGCCACGCGGAGCAUACCGAUCGACUCCAUCAGGAGUUGAUGAAACUGUUCGCAUGCAGGACGCAGAAAUUUCCCCACCUCGGACUACUUAUCAUCGUGUGCAAAUUUCUCAAGGAAUUGGAACCGCCCACUGCUACUCGAUGCGAAUGUGUCCCUGAUGCGCUUCAAAACUCAUUUGUCGAGCCUAUCAAGGCAGCUGCAGAAGGUGUCGAGGUCGAUUUUGGGGCUGCUUACAAGCGAGACGUGAGUCAGCCCUAUUUUUAUGCCACGAUUUGA
Molecule: messenger RNA, 1089 nt
Organism: Aspergillus brunneoviolaceus CBS 621.78
Lineage: Eukaryota; Fungi; Ascomycota; Eurotiomycetes; Eurotiales; Aspergillaceae
Exons: 1
Coding region: 1-1089 (362 amino acids)
Source: RefSeq, a predicted model, not a curated record